Molecule: messenger RNA, 765 nt
Organism: Penicillium taxi
Lineage: Eukaryota; Fungi; Ascomycota; Eurotiomycetes; Eurotiales; Aspergillaceae
Exons: 1
Coding region: 1-765 (254 amino acids)
Source: RefSeq, a predicted model, not a curated record
AUGGCUAGCAGGGAACAUGCAUGCAUCACCGCUCAACUAUUUUGCCCGUCCAAGAUGAGAGAAACAAGUUUAUUCACUUAUUCACUUCUACUAAUCACAUCAACAGCUGCUGUUCUGGGAUUGUCUAUUCCACUCACUUUCCAUCAGCACCUACCACUACUACCUUCAAACCAACAGCCCAUCAUGGACAAAUCCAUUCCUGACAUCCCCAAGCCACAGCCCUUUACUGCAAAGGAAGAUCUAUCAGGCCACGCAGAUGGCCCUAUCAUCUCAGAUGUUCUCCCAAAGACCAAAGCCAUCAAUAUCUUUGCCCGGCUCACCCGGGACUUCGAGCCGAUCGCCUCUCACCUUAACGAUGCAUCCAAGAACAUCACCGUCCUGGCUCCCAGAAACAGUGCAGUAGAGGCUCUACCAUACAAGCCAUGGGAAGUAGCUGACGAUUAUGCUCGUGGUGGUGUGAGAGUAUAUGAGGGACAGGAGGGACAUGAUCGGAUCAAGCAGAAUCUGCAGCGGUUUGUAGAGGCUCACCUCAUUCCUGUCAGCCCUUGGAAGGAGGGUGAAGAGGUAGAAACAUUGGCAGGAAAGAAAUUGAAGUGGGUGAAGGAAGGAGACAAGGUUUUUGUAAGUGUUCUAUCUGCGAGACUCAACUGUCCUCCUACUGAUACUGACUGUUUCCAGAUCCAACCGGGCAAUAUCGAAGUGGAUAGCAUUGCUGUGAAAGUGUCUAAUGGAGAGGUUUGGGUCGUGAAUUCGGUCAUCACCUAG